CAGACCGAGCCUUGGUGGAUUUUCCCCCUCUUCUUUUGCACUGCUGUUUUCCUCUGCUCCAUUCAUCGGAGGGGUGGAUCGUCCACCGUCUGCCCCUCAGAAACUUUCUGACGGAGCCAGAAAAGCUCCCACCGGCUUUCCUCUGGCAGCAGCAGAGAGGAGCGACGGGGAGUUUUGGAGAGCUGUGGAGGAUCAGGAGAGGGAUGGUGUGAUUCUGUAAAGAGAAAGAGGCGCUCCGGCAGCAUCACCGAACCCUCCCCUCCCACUCCUCUCCCUAGACCCCCUUCUGUCUGGCUGACGCUCUCCCCAAUAACCCUCCUUCAGUCGAGACAGGCGGUCUGGGGGGCGACCAGGAAACAUGUCACAGACUAGGAGGAACACGUACACCCGGACCACCAGCAGCGGCAGCAGCAGGAUGAGCUCGGACGGAGGCGGGCGGCCCGUCAAAGUGGGCUCCCUGGUGGAGGUGAUCGGGAAGGGGCAGCGCGGCACGGUGGCCUACAUCGGCAACACGCUCUUUGCCUCCGGGAAAUGGGUGGGAGUCAUCCUGGACGAGGCCAAGGGCAAGAACGACGGCACCGUGCAGGGCAAACGCUACUUCACCUGCGUGGAGAAUCGUGGGAUAUUUGUGAGACAAUCACAGAUCCAGCUGGUUGAUGAUGGAGCCGACACGACGUCUCCAGAGACGCCUGAGCCGAGCACCGGCAAGGUUCCCAAACGAGAGAUCCUGGAGACGCCCAAGUCCACUAAACUGCGAGGAGUGAAGCCCAAAAAGACUCCGGCACCCCGGAAGACCACGGCCAGAAGGCCCAAGCAGCCCAGCCGACCUGCUGCUGGGAAGGGGGCUGCGUCCGGCUCGGCCUCGGCCUCUGCUGGAGAGAUGAGCAGCAGCGAGCCCAGCACGCCGGCCCAGACCCCUCUGGCGGCUCCGGUCAUCCCCACCCUCCACUCCCCUGGAAACCCUCCGGUCCCCGUUCCCAGCAAGGAGGACGUCGCUAUGGAAACACAGGAGGAGGAGGCGCUGCGUGUUCAGGUGAAGGACCUGGAGGAGAAGCUGGAGACGCUGAAGAUGAAGCGGACGGAGGACAAGGCCAAGCUGAAGGAGCUGGAGAAGCACAAGAUCCAGCUGGAGCAGCUGCAGGAGUGGAAGACCAAGAUGCAGGAGCAGCAGGCCGAGCUGCAGAAACAACUCAAAGAGGCCAAGAGGGAGGCAAAAGAAGCCCAGGAGGCGAAGGAGCAUUACAUGGAGGAGAUGUCGGACACGGCGGAUGCGAUCGAGAUGGCCACUCUGGAUAAGGAGAUGGCCGAGGAGAGGGCCGAGUCUCUGCAGCUGGAGGUCGACUCCCUCAAGGAGAAAGUGGACGAGCUCACAAUGGACUUGGAGAUCCUCAAGCACGAGAUCGAGGAGAAAGGUUCGGACGGUGCUGCCUCCAGUUACCAUGUGAAACAGCUGGAAGAGCAGAACGGGAGACUGAAGGAAGCGCUGGUCAGGAUGCGUGACCUGUCGUCGUCAGAGAAGCAGGAACACGUGAAGUUGCAGAGGCAGACGGAGAAGAAGAACGUGGAGCUGGACACUCAGAGGAGCCUGAAAGAAAAGCUGCAGGAGGAGAUGACGGCGGCAGAAAAGACCAUCGACGAGCUCAAAGAACAGGUGGAUGCAGCUUUGGGGGCGGAGGAGAUGGUGGAGAUGCUGACGGAGAGGAACCUGGACCUGGAGGAGAAAGUCAGGGAGAUGAGAGAGACGGUCACCGACCUGGAAGCUAUAAAUGAGAUGAACGACGAGCUGCAGGAGAACGCCAGAGAGACGGAGUUGGAGCUGAGGGAGAUGUUGGAUCUUGGCGCUGCGAAAGUCCGGGAGUCCGAGAAACACGUUGAAGCUGCUCAGGAGACCGUAGCUGAUUACCAGCAGACCAUCAAGAAAUACCGCGAGCUCACAGCUCACCUGCAGGAGGUGAACAGAGAGCUGACCAGCCAGCAGGAAGCCUCAGCAGAGCUGCAGCAGCAGCCGCCGGCAGAGAUGUUUGAUUUCAAGAUUAAGUUUGCAGAGACGAAGGCCUACGCCAAGGCCAUUGAGAUGGAGCUGAGGAAGAUGGAGGUGGGUCAGGCCAACAGACACGUUUCUCUCCUGACCUCCUUCAUGCCCGAGUCCUUCCUUCGUCACGGCGGAGACCACGACUGCAUCCUGGUGCUGCUGCUCAUGCCCAGACUCAUCUGCAAGGCCGAGCUGAUCAGCAAACAGGCCCAGGAGAAGUUUGACCUGAACGAGAACUGUGUGGAGCGAGCCGGGCUGAAGGGAGCCGUCGGAGAGCAGCUGAGCUUCGCUGGCGGUUUGGUCUACUCGCUCAGUCUGCUGCAGGCCACGCUGCAUAAAUACGAACAGGCUCUGGCUCAGUGCAGUGUUGAUGUCUAUAAGAAGAUCGGCUCUCUGUACCCGGAGAUGAGCGUCCACGAACGCUCUCUGGAUUUCCUCAUCGACCUGCUGCACAAAGAUCAGCUGGACGAGACGGUCAACGUGGAGCCGCUCACCAAGGCCAUUAAAUACUAUCAGCACCUGUACAGCAUCCACCUGGCCGAUCAGAACGAGGACUGCACCAUGCAGCUGGCUGACCACAUCAGAUUUACCCAGAGUGCCUUGGACUGCAUGGCGGUGGAGGUCGGUCGUCUGCGGGCGUUCCUGCAUACGGGUCAGGAGAAGGCCGACCUCGCCGUGCUGCUGAAGGACCUGGAGACGUCCUGCAGCGACAUCCGACAGUUCUGCAAGAAGAUUCGCCGCAGGAUGCCGGGAACCGACGCGCCGGGCAUCCCGGCAGCGCUCAACUUCGGACAACAGGUGUGCGACACCCUCUCAGACUGUAGGAAACACCUGACCUGGGUGGUGGCGGUGCUGCAGGAAGUGGCAGCAGCUGGAGCUCAGAUGAUGUCGCCUCUCGGUGAACAGGAAGGACUGUCGGCCGUCAAACUGGAGGAUGUGGCGUUCAAGGCAGGAGAGCAGAUUUAUGGAUCCCAGGGCGCCAACCCCUACGAGUGUCUGCGGCAGUCCUGUAGCAUGGUCAUAGCGACCAUGAACAAGAUGGCCACCGCCAUGCAGGAGGGAGAAUAUGACUCAGAGAGGCCUCAGAACAAGAACCCUCCACCUGUGGAUCUGCGAGCGGCGGCUCUUCGAGCUGAAAUCACCGACGCCGAAGGUCUCGGCAUGAAACUGGAGGACAGAGAGACGGUCAUCAAAGAGCUGAAGAAGUCUCUCAAGAUCAAGGGUGAGGAGCUGAGCGAGGCGAGCGUCCGUCUCAGUCUGCUGGAGAAGAAGCUGGACAGUUCGUCCAAAGACGCAGACGAACGCGUUGAGAAGAUUCAGACUCGACUGGACGAAGCCCAGACUCUGCUGAAGAAGAAAGAGAAGGAGUUUGAGGAGACGAUGGACGCUCUACAGGCCGACAUCGACCAGCUGGAGUCGGAGAAGGCCGAGUUGAAGCAGCGAAUCAACAGCCAAUCGAAGAUGACCAUCGACGGACUCAGAGGAACCGGACAGUCGGGAGUCGCUUCCAUCAUCGCAGGAGGUGCUGCAGCGAACAUGAUGUCCGGCGCCGGUUCAGGUUCGGGUGUCCAGGUGAUUGACUCUCCUCUGCUGAGUAAGCAGAUUGAAGCUCAGAGACUCUGCAUCAAACACCUGAAGAACGACAACAACAAACUGAAGGCUGAAAAGAUGCGCGCUCAGCUCGCCUCUCUGCCUCCUCUUCACGUGACCAAACUUCCCUCCAGAGACGGAGGUCGUCCCGAAGUGCUCUCCAGCGCCCUCUACCGCAAGACCGACCAGCUCCUGGAGACGCUGCUGCAGAUGAGUGCCAACGUCAAGGUGGUGGACAUCACUGGGAAAUCUCCAGUGACACCUGGUGCUCAGCUCCUGGAACAGACGGCUAGAUUACAGUCCCUGAGUGACACUCUGGGCAGACUGAAGGACGAAGUAGCAGAGCACGUCGUCCACCAGCAGCCUGGAGCUCGAGUCUCGUCUGACUUUGCGACGUUCCCUUCAACCUCGUUUGUUAAGGCGAAGGAGGAGAAGCAGGGCGACACAGUGCUGGUGGGUCGGGUCAUGGUGCCGUGUACCCGAGGUCAGGAGCAGGUCCACCGCCUCGUCCUGUCACAGUCUCAGCUGCAGAGAGUUCACAGUCUGCUGCGGACCUAAACUUCACCUGCGAUCCUGCCUGCUGCACCUACACACCACCACCACCACUACUCAUCAUCAGCUUGGCAGCCUGGCUUCCACUCCUGGGCCAAACAAGUCAAACCAGGAGGUAUUUCUAGUGGAGCAAUUACAACCUGCAGGAAAUUAUCUUUUAUCUUCUUUGAAAAGCAAGUUGAUCUGUGUGACAGUCAGGGCUGUAGUUUGAGACCAGUUUAAUCUCAAGAUCACUUUGGAUAUCUAGAACUUGUUUGGUAUUGAUUAUUUUAUCUAGAGACAAUUAGGAGCAAUUUUGACAAUUGUUUCAAUCAAAAAUGCCAAUCAUUCAGUGAUAACUGCUUCUCAAAUGUGAGGAUUUGCUGCUUUUAUUUGCCAUAUACGACAGCAAACUGAAUAUCUUUGGGUUUUGGACAGUUUGUCAAAACAAAAUAAGAAAUCUAAAGAUGCCUUUUAAGAUUUCAGUAGAUUAUAAUGGAAUUUUCUCACUGUUUUUUAGCAUUUUAUCGACAAAACGAUUAAUGAAGAAUAUAAUGCGGAGAUUCAUUUUUAAUGUAGAUAAUUACUACUUCUAAACCUAACAGUAAAUCCCACUUUAGACCAGGAAAGCAGCAUACAUAUUUAGUGAUUUACAUCUAUACUUUAAAACUACUACUAUCAAAUAUCUAAUUUUUCUUCCUGUAAAACUUCACAAUGACAAAAUUGGAGACUUUCAGGCGUUUCACAUUUUUCUUUCAUUGGUCUUAAAUCAAAAUCAGAUCAGCUUAACUUGGUUUUUGAAGUGAUUUGGAUUAAACUGCUGUUCUACUGACUACAGCCCUGCGUACUGUAAAUUAUAGACUUAUAAGUGAGGCAAUCACGACUCCAUACUUCAUAUUUUACACACCUAUUAAUUUAGUUUUAUGGCCAGAAAAAGAAGUAGCGAUACUCGUAACUGCACUGCUGCAUGCUGCCCAGAGUCACUGAUUUAUUUUAAGUUGUAGAAUAUUUAUCAAACUCCUCUUUGGCCCCGGUGUGAAACCAGCACAGUGUGGUUUAUAUUAUUAGGCCUGAACAUUGGAUGUUGCUCCACGUUUCUAUGUUACACUGUUUAAGCUACACAGUAUUAGAAGGAUCAUUACUGAUGUAAAGUUUUUAAUCAGGUCACUGUUGUGCACUCCAUUUUUAUAACUGUCUAAAGGGAAAGAAGGAUUAUGUGAUUUAGAAACGAUACUGAAAAUAAUAAUAGAUUUGUCCAUUUAAAGUAGCGGAUAUUUUACUGUGGUUUGAUCAAAGAGUCUUUUUGCACAUAUAAUAAGUCCUGAGUGACGGGAGAAACCACAGAGGAGAACCAAAUCCUGCACAUUCGCUUUAAUUGGAUGUAAUUUUAUUUCACUGAUCAUUUUAGCAAUGACGUUAACAUGCAAGCAAACUCCAGAAUGUGAUGAGGAUUUAGCAUUUUGCUCUGUGGUUUGAUUAAAACUUUGUGGACUGCACAGAAGAAAAAAAAAAGCUGAUUAACCUCAAGGGAUUUACUGUGUAAAACGCGGAUGAAAUUCUUUUGCUUUUGUUUAUUUAAAAACUCAGAUGAAGCAUUAUAAUGGUUUAAAUUAUUUAGUAUUUAUUACACUUGUGGUGUAAAUUCCAGUAAGUUGUUACCGUCUACUUUUACAUGCCGGGUAUAAAUAACGCGCUGGUUGUAUUGGUAAAAGUUACAAAAAUCCAGAAGAUGUGUGUGUUACCUUUUGUUCUGCUGAGAUUCCUGUUGCUGUUUCAAACUUCGUCCGAGCCUUAAACCUGCAGAGAGCCUUGUGGUAAAAGAGCGGUCACCUGCCUUAUGAUUGAUUUGUUUAGACCAAACCUCGUUUAAAGCAAAACUACAUCUUUGCCAAAGAAUCUGUUUCUCAUCACCACGUUUGCCAUGGCUGAUUUUUUUAAAAAGGCUUUUAGUUUAUUAAUCCAUGCUAAUUAUUUUUAUUUAAUGAUUUGUUAGACUAUUUAUGUUUACACAAUUUUGUCAUAACUUGGAAGUUUUAUUUUGUAAUUAAUUUAAUUAAUGGGCAUCUACAUGUCUGUAGUUGAAGAGGGAAAAUGCUCUUAUUUAUUCAUGAUGUUAUUUAUCUGUGCAGCUGAUGUACUGACUCUGCAGCUUGUCUAACUUGUCUUACCUUUUCCUUGUGUGGCUUCCUGCUCUUGCACAACCGAUAACCGAUCAAUAAAGACAUUUAAGCCAGUGUA
Molecule: messenger RNA, 6391 nt
Organism: Sebastes umbrosus (honeycomb rockfish)
Lineage: Eukaryota; Metazoa; Chordata; Actinopteri; Perciformes; Sebastidae
Gene: dctn1b
Product: dynactin 1b
Exons: 31
Coding region: 359-4180 (1273 amino acids)
Biological process (GO): nuclear migration; establishment of mitotic spindle orientation
Cellular component (GO): microtubule associated complex; kinetochore; axon
Source: RefSeq, a predicted model, not a curated record